Molecule: messenger RNA, 263 nt
Organism: Rotaria sordida
Lineage: Eukaryota; Metazoa; Rotifera; Eurotatoria; Philodinida; Philodinidae
Source: the annotation of a GenBank genome assembly
AACAUUUACAACAAUUACUUGAUAACGAAGAAAUGAUUCGGCUAGAUCAUGGAUUGACACAAAGUGAUCUAAAACCAACAGAUCGUCAAAAUUUUCGUUCUUGUGUGAGAAUUACAUCUUGUGAUGUGUUAAAUUUAAUAGCUCUUGAUGAUAAUUCUAGUGGAACUUACAUGUAUUUAAAAUUGAUAAAAUUGAUCAUAACUUCGUAUAUCGAACCAACAACUUCAAUUGAAGAACUUAUUGAAGAAGCACAAGCUGUUUGA